GCCUGGACUGAAGCAUAGAUCUGCCCACUGACACUGAAACACUGAAACAGAGAGACACUCCUGCUGCAUCGCUAGCUCUCGGAGCGCAUCCUAAUCAACUCUAGCUAUUUAGCACAACAGCCACAACAGCAGAAGGGCGAGAUUUCCAACACUCUCCCCGGUCUACAUGAACUGCUGGUGGACGAGCUGAACGAGUUGAAUCUGGUUGAGUUGUUUUUGUGGAAUAAAGUGGUAACACCCAGCAGGAAAGGAAAAAUCUGCAGAACUAUUAUAACUACAAAACCCAGGAGUGAGUCAGAACUGUGGAUUAUUGCAGAACUAUCAGGCUACUACACACGUGAUUGUCAUAUAAUCUCUUCUCUACAAUGAUGGACCUGGAGGAAACUGAUUAUGGCAAUGUCUCUUAUGAAUAUAUGGAGUAUGGGGACUUUGAAGAGUUGAAAGAAGAGACUUAUGUCCAGAAGGAAACUCUACAUAUUAUUUCUGUGGUCAUCUAUUCUUUAGCGUUUGUGACUGGUGUAACUGGGAAUGGCAUUGUGAUCUGGGUCACUGCUUUCAAAUUCAAACGGACAGUUAGCAGUGUGUGGCUGCAGAACCUUGCUAUUGCUGAUUUUGUUUUUGUCCUUUUCCUACCCUUAUCCAUUGAUUAUGUGCUGCGUGACUUUAAUUGGAUCUUUGGUUGGGUAAUGUGCAAACUGAACUCUUUUGUGUGUACAAUGAACAUGUAUGCUAGUGUGCUGUUCCUCACAGUGCUCACUCUGGACCACUACAUUUCUCUCGUGCACCUUAGUUGGUACCAAAUGUUCCGUACGGUGAAGCGGGCCUGGGGAGUCUGUGCAUUGACCUGGGUCAUGUCCGGCCUCUUAAGCAGUCCAGCUCUAAUAUUUAGAGAUACACUACAAUAUCACAAAAAGGUUGUGUGUUUCAACAACUUCCAUGAUGAUCCAAAUGUCAGUAAGGUGAGACACAUUUCUAUGGUGACUCUCCGCACCCUAGUUGGCUUCCUCCUGCCAUUCCUCACCAUCAGUGUGACUGCCAUAUUAUUGGUUAGAAAGAUGAAGCAGUUCAGCAAUGUACGCUUCUCCAGAUUCUCCAAAAUGAUCUCAGCAGUUAUCGUCGCUUUCUUCCUAUGCUGGGCGCCAUUCCACACCUUUAGCCUUAUGGAGCUCACUAUGCACCACUCACUCUCGCUGGGUCAUGUCCUGACUGUGGGCUUCCCUCUGGCCACCAGCUUGGCUUUCUUCAACAGCUGCAUCAAUCCCAUACUCUAUGGGCUGCUCAAUAAGAAAGUGUGGGCAAUUGUCAAGGGUUCCUGCAAAAGUCUCACAAAGAACUCACUGAGAGAGGUCAGCCACAACCUAUCUGCCACUGAGACAGCUUCACUUCCACCCAGCUGCUCACCUGAAGAGUCCUCUCCCUACACUAGUGUCUGAAGGAUGAGCUCUACAUCACUACCAUCACUAAAAAGCUUGCUGACAUUUGUGAUAAGAUUUGUAUUUCAUGUAUGUAUGUGCUUUAGAAAUCUGAUCAUAUAGAAAAAUAUUAAUUUUCUAUGCAAUCUAUUUUUAACUUCAAAAACUUAAGGAUCUUAAAACUUCUCUAUCAUUCCCAUAAAACACUAAUUGUAGGGAGUUUUUUUAUCAUUUGCUUUCUUUGGAGUUGGUCUUGUUUGGGUGCCAGAGUAUAAUGACUAUAAAUUUCUCAGAGUGGAAAACAUGAGCAAGUUCUGUCCCAACCACAUUUCUCAGACUUGGUGAAAGUAGAAACCAAAAAUCUUCUCCAUUAUAGGACUUGCCGUCCCCGUGAUGACCCUCAUUAUGCAAACAAGGCACAAGGGAGAGAAAUGUCCAGUUUCAUUUGAUCUUCUUGACCUUAUGUAUUUUUGUAUGUUAAUAUUUGCUUACUUGGAAGUAAUUAAAGCAUGGAUUCUCGUUCGUA
This is a messenger RNA of Ictalurus punctatus (channel catfish), 1938 nucleotides long. It is a transcript of the gene cmklr2, whose product is annotated as chemerin chemokine-like receptor 2. The coding region runs from base 366 to 1433 and encodes 355 amino acids. NCBI's taxonomy places the organism in Eukaryota, Metazoa, Chordata, Actinopteri, Siluriformes, Ictaluridae. The record is from RefSeq and is a predicted model, not a curated record. Gene Ontology annotation, molecular function: G protein-coupled receptor activity; complement receptor activity. The transcript is spliced from 3 exons. Gene Ontology annotation, cellular component: plasma membrane. Gene Ontology annotation, biological process: phospholipase C-activating G protein-coupled receptor signaling pathway; inflammatory response; chemotaxis.